UGUGGGCGGGGCCUGUGCGGGACUCGGCUGUGCUCGGGGUGCACGCUGUCACCAGCUUCCAAUCUCGCCGGAGCGCAGCCCCUUGACUGGCACCCUUCGUUGCUUCCCUGGGAGGCUGCCAGCCCGAGCACCCCGUUUCCUCUGUCCGUGUGCCCUCCUUUCUUCAGGCUGGACUCCCUCACGCAGUCAGUCAUGCUGCUGCUGGCCGCCGCCUUCUUAGUGGCGUUUGUACUGCUGCUGUACAUGGUGUCUCCGCUCAUCAGUCCCAAACCCCUGAAGCUGGCAGGUGCCCAUGUUGUGGUGACCGGUGGGUCCAGUGGUAUUGGCAAAUGUGUUGCAAUUGAAUGUUUCAAGCAAGGUGCUUUUAUUACUUUGGUUGCUCGUGAUGAGAGCAAACUAGUUCAGGCCAAAAAAGAAAUUGAAAAGCAUGCCAUAAAUGAUAAACAGGUAGUGUUGUGUAUAUCUGUUGAUGUGUCUAAAGAUUACAGACAAGUAGAAAACGUCAUAAAACAGGCUCAGGAAAAGCUUGGUCCAGUGGAUAUGUUGGUGAACUGUGCUGGAACAUCAAUAGCUGGCAAAUUUGAGGAAAUCGACAUUGAUCGUUUUUCAAGAAUGAUGGAAGUGAAUUAUUUGGGCAGUGUGUACCCCAGUCGUGCAGUGAUCUCUACUAUGAAGGAGAGGAGGAUGGGAAGAAUUGUAUUUGUUUCAUCACAGGCCGGACAGCUGGGGUUAUUUGGUUACACCGCUUACUCUCCAACAAAGUUUGCACUCCGAGGCCUCGCAGAAGCACUACAAAUGGAGGUGAAACCGUACAAUGUUUAUGUGACUGUUGCUUAUCCUCCAGAUACUGAUACACCUGGGUUUGCAGAGGAAAAUAAGUCUAAGCCAUUGGAAACUAAGCUCAUUUCUGAGACUUCAAGCCUUUGCCAACCAGACCAAGUGGCCAAAGUGAUCGUUAAAGAUGCUGUACAGGGUAAUUUCAACAGUUCUGUUGGUUCAGAUGGGUACAUGCUGGCAUCGCUAACGUGUGGUAUGUCACCUGUCACCACUAUAACCGAAGGCCUGCAGCAGGUUGUCACAAUGGGACUUUUUCGAACAAUUGCGUUGUUUUACCUUGGAAGUUUUGACAGUAUUGUCCGUCGCUGCAUGAUACAAAGGGAGCACUGUGAGAAAGAAGCGAAAACGGACUGAAUUUUAACUGCCAAGAACUUAAUUCAUAUGCUUGCUGCUAGAGAGCACACAACCCUCCCGUUCACGUUGUCUACUUUACCCAACAUGGCACUUAUAUGUGUAAAGAUCAUGAAAGUGCAUUUUCGAUAACUGUUUGCUGGCAACCAGCAUGAUACUAUGCAAACUGUCUUGAAAGGCCUAUACUUUUUUUUUUUUUUUCAAGGGACUUUUGUUUCAGAAGAAUAACAAGUGACCAGGAGGUUGUGCAUACUGCGCUACUUCACUCACCAUGUUUGCCCCAACUGCCUACCCUUCUGUUCUUUUGAUAUGCUAUUUUGUAUGUCCAAUAAGUUGUCCUGACCUGAUCCAGGACCCAUGUUUGUGUCUUGUAGACCAGUGACAGAGUUUAGUCAAGUUGCUGGUGUGCAAAGUAAGAAAGUUAUGGUCUGUCCACCCUCUCGUGCCUGAAAAAGAUGUCUCUGGAAACCAGUUUUCCAGAACCCAGUGUCUGUGCUGUGACAGUCUGUUGUUUGUCAAGGGUAUGGUCUUCUUCACCUGGUAACUUGGGAGGUAGUCUAACUCUGAAAAAAAACAAUGGCCACUAUAUCGCGUGCAUGCAUAAAAAGAUGAUGCUACAGAUGCUUGUUUUGUAUGAUUUCAGAAGAACUUGCGGUAUGUAUUUCAAUCUGCCGUAAGUUUGAGUAUUUUAGAAAUAACUUUCCCUAUUCCAGACGUUGACACGCUGUUUUCUGUGCAAUAGUAUUUAGCUCUUAGUUUGCUUCUACCUCUGUGCACCCUCAGAAUACCAAAGAUGCAAUGAAAGAAGAAGCACGAAGGGUAGGACCACAGAGAAGCCGGGCAUCCUAUGCCAAAUGGGUGCUCACCUUGGUAAGUUGUGCAAGAGGCACAACAAUCUAGAAGGCCUUCAGAAGUGUCCACUACAGGCUCCUGUACGUGCAAGCUCCCUUCCCAGAGUUGAGGCCGAUCAUGGAAGUGCGGUGGCGCUGCUCAUUUUAGUGGCACAAAAGUUGUAUUAAUUUGGUUUAUUGAAAUAAGAACCGCACGUUUUGGGGCAAAAUGGGCCCCUUUGGCAGGUUCAAUUCAAUUGAAUUGAACCUGACGAAGGGGCCAAUCUGGCCCUGAAAUGCAUUGUUCUCAUUUUAGUAAAUCUGAUAAACUUUUUGUGCCACUGAUAUGAGCGGUGCCGCCGCACUUCCAUCAUCCUGCUACAGAUUACCAAAGAGGUACCGCAGGACUGUCUGUGUUCUUGAUUGGCAGAUGAGUCUGUUAAACCAAGAAGUCAGAAGAGACUGGUAGUAGAGCUGACUUUUUCCUUUUUUUGAAGUACAUAUUGGAUACUAUAGCACCACAAAUGAAUAGAGUUUGGUGAUUUUCCUUUACUUACAACUUAUCUAUAGAGUAAUAAAACUGUGCAGAUGCCUUUUUUAAUAUAUUAUAAUUUUUACUUUACAGGCUUUUCUUUUAAUUUGCCACCUCUGUACAGUGCUAUCUCUGGAGAAAUCCAUACUUUCCUCCCACUGCCUUCCAGCUCCGUGUCUCCCGGGCUGUGUUCACCGGACUUUCAGACAGACUGGGUCACACGUGCCAUUGUAGCUAGUGACUGGUCUCAGCUGUGACGUGUAUCCAAGAAGCAUGUGACUCGGCAGUAAUGUGCGCUUAGGUAGACCUCACUACUAAGGCCAGUCAUUGACUGCACACGUGACCCGGUCUGUGCGGAAGCUGACAAGACGAGGAUUAAAAGUCCAGUAAAAAGACCCUGGAAGCCACAGAGCGGUGGGGAGCAGACUAGUAUGGGUUUCUCUGCAGGUACUGCUGUCUAGGUGGAAAAUGUAUAUAUUAAAAUGGAAAAAAAACACUGAAGAUUACUUGUGUAAUGCUUAAAAUGCUGAUUCUUUGUGAUUGUGAAUGUAACAUAGUAUCUGUGUCUGCACAGCAAGAAUUAUUAGCACUAUUCAGGGACAUUUCCUAUUGUAUUAAACGUGAAGGUAUCUGGGAAUAUCCAGAGCAAGUACAGUGUGUCGACAUGUCACCAUUUUAUCCCUCAAUGCCAUUGUUUCUGGUAGCUAUGAUGACCUAGCUUACAAGGAAUUUCACAUUCAGCUCAAUAUACAUAGAGCAUUUAUCGUAGAAUCUGUGCUGAAACACUGCAAAAGAGUAGAGUACAAUGCAAGUGAAUGAGAUUUCAAGAAAUCCCAUUCAUAAAUGGUGUAGAUAAUCUGCAUUGUAUACUAGGCAUGGAGUGGAUUUA
Messenger RNA from Bufo bufo (common toad), 3439 nucleotides. It is a transcript of the gene KDSR, whose product is annotated as 3-ketodihydrosphingosine reductase. NCBI's taxonomy places the organism in Eukaryota, Metazoa, Chordata, Amphibia, Anura, Bufonidae. Bases 193 to 1191 code for a protein of 332 amino acids. Gene Ontology annotation, molecular function: 3-dehydrosphinganine reductase activity. The record is from RefSeq and is a predicted model, not a curated record. The transcript has 10 exons. Gene Ontology annotation, cellular component: endoplasmic reticulum membrane. Gene Ontology annotation, biological process: sphingolipid biosynthetic process.